This is a messenger RNA of Drosophila obscura, 759 nucleotides long. RefSeq lists its product as uncharacterized. The record is from RefSeq and is a predicted model, not a curated record. Gene Ontology annotation, molecular function: nucleic acid binding. The transcript has a single exon. Gene Ontology annotation, biological process: DNA integration. NCBI's taxonomy places the organism in Eukaryota, Metazoa, Arthropoda, Insecta, Diptera, Drosophilidae. The coding region runs from base 1 to 759 and encodes 252 amino acids.
AUGCGGCUCAUCCGAUCCAAAUAUUGGGUUCCGAAACUACGGACCUUCGUCAAAACAACGAUAAACUCCUGUAAGGUCUGUGUGGUCCAUCGCAGAAAGUUGCAAACCCAGCUUAUGGGAGACUUGCCCGAAGAGAGGACGACGUUCUCUCGUCCAUUCACUCGUACAGGUGUCGACUUCGCUGGACCAUUCGAGAUCAAGACGUACGCAGGUCGAGCUUGCCGCAUCACCAAAGGGUAUGUGUGUGUCUUCGUGUGCUUCAGCACGAAGGCGAUCCAUUUGGAAGCAACCUCUGAUCUCACAACCGAAAAGUUCCUCGCAGCUUUUAAUCGGUUCGUAGCAAGGCGAGGUUGCCCUCAGAAAAUGUGUUCCGAUAAUGGGAAGACGUUUGUCGGAGCUGAAAAAGCCCUUUCCCACGAUUUCCUGGUCGCCACCAGAUCAAGUGUUCUUGCAGCAUAUCCGCAGCAGCACCUCACGUGGCGCUUUAACCCUCCAAGCGCACCUCACAUGGGCGGCCUGUGGGAAGCGGGUGUGAAAAGUUUCAAGACGCUUUUCUACAAGUCUACCUCAACAUGGAAGUAUACUUUCGAAGAACUGUCGACCCUCCUUUCCAAAAUCGAAGCGUGCUUGAAUUCGCGGCCCAUUUCCCCUAUGUCAGAAGAUCCAACUGACCUUCUAGCCCUAAGUCCAGGCCACUUCUUGAUUGGCGGCCCGCUGGUGUCAAUUGCGGAGCCAGAAAUAAUAGAGAACGCAGAGUAA